Molecule: messenger RNA, 222 nt
Organism: Cladophialophora immunda
Lineage: Eukaryota; Fungi; Ascomycota; Eurotiomycetes; Chaetothyriales; Herpotrichiellaceae
Exons: 2
Coding region: 1-222 (73 amino acids)
Source: RefSeq, a predicted model, not a curated record
AUGGACUUGGACCUGGGCUAUCUGGGCGCAACUGAUGGUGUGUGUUCUGCCUUCGACAACGAUCAUCACUUUCUGCAACAGAAGAGUGCCUUCGAAUCAAAACCCAACAUCAAACUAUCUCGGUCGUUGGACCAUGGUGGUCACCCCAUCAGGGUCCCUCAGUUUCAAUCCAAGCUUCAACCACAGUCAAAAAGCCCAGUUCAGAACAGGCAGGAAAAAUAA